UAUCUCGUAACAGAUGUACUCUAAGAAUACACACUGAACAUACUAAGAUGAUUAUUUUUACUACACCAAGGAAAGAGCCCAAAGGCACUGAAGUGUUGGCAAUCAUCGGUAUAAAACUCCAGCUCAGCUUUCUGGUGAGCUCAUUCCUUUCCCGAUUUACAGGACACCAAAAUGAGUGCAAAAAAGUCUCCUGAAGAACUGAAGAGCAUUUUUGCAAAAUACGCAGCCAAAGAAGGUGAUCCAGACCAGCUGUCGAAGGAGGAGUUGAAGCUAUUGAUUCAGACUGAAUUCCCCAGUUUGCUGAAAGGCCCCAGCACCCUAGAUGACCUGUUUCAAGAACUGGACAAGAAUGGAGACGGAGAAGUUAGUUUUGAAGAAUUCCAGGUGUUAGUCAAGAAGAUAUCCCAGUGAAGGCAAAAAA
Molecule: messenger RNA, 421 nt
Organism: Herpailurus yagouaroundi (jaguarundi)
Lineage: Eukaryota; Metazoa; Chordata; Mammalia; Carnivora; Felidae
Gene: S100G
Product: S100 calcium binding protein G
Exons: 2
Coding region: 172-411 (79 amino acids)
Cellular component (GO): cytoplasm
Molecular function (GO): calcium-dependent protein binding; calcium ion binding; transition metal ion binding
Source: RefSeq, a predicted model, not a curated record